This is a messenger RNA of Eutrema salsugineum, 1649 nucleotides long. Its product is annotated as nuclear pore complex protein NUP50B. Lineage: Eukaryota; Viridiplantae; Streptophyta; Magnoliopsida; Brassicales; Brassicaceae. The record is from RefSeq and is a predicted model, not a curated record. Bases 172 to 1470 code for a protein of 432 amino acids. Gene Ontology annotation, biological process: intracellular transport. Gene Ontology annotation, cellular component: nuclear pore; cytoplasm. The transcript has 2 exons. Gene Ontology annotation, molecular function: GTPase activator activity.
UCGAUAAUCUUCCCCUUUAAUACUCUCUCUUGGCUCCGGCGACAGGGUUUUUAUGCUGCUUCUACUUGUCGGUAAGUCUGCCGAAUUAUCACAACCUCGUCGUCGCUGGUCUCCUUCUCCGAAUCCGGAUUUCUUAUUGCCUUGUUUGGUAUUACAUUUCUCAACGUAUCAAUGGGGGACUCAGAAAAUGCUCAGCAGCCUUCCAGAAAGAGAGCUGCUUUGAAGGAGCUGUCUCGUGAAAAUCCUGGUCUUGAUGAUGAAGAAGACUCCUCUGCGCUAGAUAGUGCUACCUUCAAGACUGCAAGUGAGGAGGUGUUGGUAACCAGAAGAAUUGUCAGAGUUAAGCGCAAAGAUCCAUCUCCAGCAGCACCAUCAUCCAAUCCAUUUGCUGGAAUUCGUUUUACUGCUGCUCCGGAAACGAACAAACCUCUGUCUUUGUCAAAUUCGGCUGCAGCGGAGGGAAAACAAGAGAGACAGGUUGAUGGAAGAUCUGAUGCGACCAAGGAUAUUGAUGGUGUCGAGAAAGAUAAGUGUGAAGCCAUUAAUAGUGGAGAUGGUGGAGCUGAAAACAAGAUUACAGAUGAGACAAAAACAACCACGGAAAUUGAAGAUGCCUCUGUGGAAGAGACUGAAAAGGCCAAAGAUGACAAAGACAAUAGCAACACUGGUAAGGGGAUUGGCUGUGUUGACAAGGAUUCAGGAGGUGAUAAGAAAGAAAAUAAAAAAGGCGAUGGAAAUGAAUGCACUGAUAAGAAUGGAGAUAGUGGAGCCUUGAGCUCUUUUCACCAGCAUUCAAGUAGCAAAAACGCAUUCACAGGACUUGCCAGUACAGGUUUCUCCGCUUCUUCAUUCUCGUUCGGUUUGGUUCCACAGGAAGGUUCGGCUGGUUCAGGUUCAGGGUCUCUGACUGAACAGUCAUCCUUCAGCUUUGGCCUGCCAAACAAUGGAAACUCUUCUCUUUUCUGUACAUCCGGUUCAACUUCCAUUUCCACAAAGAGCUCUGGAACUACUACUGCAUUUCCAUCAAAGCAAGAGGUCUCAGUGGAAACAGGAGAAGAGAACGAGAAAGCAGCUUUCACAGCUGAUUCAAUAAUGUUUGAAUAUCUUGAAGGAGGAUGGAAAGAGCGUGGGAAAGGAGAACUCAAGGUAAACGUAUCGACGACUGAUAACAGAAAAGCCAGACUAGUAAUGAGAUCAAAAGGAAACUACAGGUUGAUCUUAAACGCAAGUCUCUACCCGGAAAUGAAACUGGCAAGCAUGGACAAGAAAGGAAUCACAUUUGCUUGUGUGAAUAGUAUAAGUGAAGCCAAGAACGGUCUCUCUACGUUCGCACUCAAGUUCAAGGAUCCAGCGGUUGUGGAAGAGUUCCGAGCAGUUAUCGAAGAACAUAAAAAGAGCAAACCAAAGGUUGUAGAAGCAGCAGCUUCUUUGAAGACACCUGAGAACUCCCCGAGGGCUGAAGAUGCUUGAAAGAACAUAUCUUUGGAAAUAGUUUCCUUGUGUUCCUGUCUUUGUUGUUUGAAGUUCAAAUUUAGCAGAGAGAAUAGAGAGAGAUUAUAUAAGAUCAGUUAAAACUCCUUAUGGUUCUUUAUAUGAAUAUUGGAGGUGACUAUGUUCUUAAAUCUUAUUGAACUCAUCAACAUCAAAUA